Messenger RNA from Electrophorus electricus (electric eel), 4526 nucleotides. RefSeq names its product STIL centriolar assembly protein (gene stil). The record is from RefSeq and is a predicted model, not a curated record. Lineage: Eukaryota; Metazoa; Chordata; Actinopteri; Gymnotiformes; Gymnotidae. Gene Ontology annotation, biological process: mitotic spindle organization; microtubule organizing center organization; smoothened signaling pathway. Gene Ontology annotation, cellular component: microtubule organizing center.
UUUGUUUUUUAACAAGACGUUUCGCACUUGCCUGGAUACGAAGUUACUAACGAGUGUAGUGAACCAUUAACUAAUUCGUCAGACCUGAUUUUUUUUUACCGCGUACUCUACCGCUCGUUGUUGGAAGUUAAACAACGUUAUUUGAGAAUUCACGCCACAUAAGCUGGCAUAUCUUGUGCCUAUGCACUAGCCAGCGAGCCACCUUGGGGGGAGCGGCGCAUCACUGCUACGACGAAAAUGCGAAAACUUAAUUUGACCAAAGCUUGCUGAAAACGGUUACAUGUGCCACUGAAGAAUGAAUCGGGUUAAGGUGAAUUUACGGGGGUUGCCUUCCCAUGUAUUUGAAGCUGUGUGCAGACCAGAUACCGUGCAAAAUAUCAGGCUACCAGAGAACGUUAUUAGUCCUCUGACAUUUCCUAAGUCUAAAUUGCAUCUCUGGGACCCUACUCCUGUUGGUGAUCUUGUCAAUCUCCACCUUACAUUCUAUAGAAACCCCAGACUGCUGCUUCUGGAGAAAGCAUUACGUUUGGCCCACCGCCAUGCUAAACAGAGUAACCAGCCUCGUUUUUCAUGUUUUCUAAUUGGGACAUUGGCUGUGGAUAGUGAUGAGGAAGGGGUGACUCUAAUGCUGGAUCGAUUCGACCCUGGCAGAGUGCAGCCCGGUUGUCCUGGGAAAGCACCAACUGCUUUGCUCCCCGGGGACAUUCUAGUACCUUGCAUGUUUGAAGCCCAGCAUGUUACUGACAGCGCUGUGUAUUCUGCAGCUGACUAUGAAAUCUCGUUUAAGUUGCUCCAGCACUGCUGCAGCAGCAGAGAGACGCUGGAGAUGGCUAAGCUCCUGAGCCUGCGGGUUCAGAUCAGCUGCUCGGAGGUCAUGGAUAGGCUGAGCUUUGGGCUGCGUUGGGCAGCCGUGACGCCGGCCACCGCCCUAGAGGCUGUCCCUGUGCGGGCAGUGCCCAUCAUCCCAACUGCGCUGGCCAGGAACCUGAGCAGUCUGGCCAGCAUGGGCCAGCCUCUGCAGUCCACCGGGAGGAAGAGAGGGUUUUUGACUAUGGACCAAACCCGCAAAGUUCUCCUCAUAUUGGAGUCAGACCCCAAAGUUUACAGUCUCCCUCUCAUAGGAGUAUGGCUCAGUGGCGUCACCCAUGUACAUAAUCCUGUGGUGUGGGCGUGGUGUCUUCGGUACAUGCAUGGCUCCUCCUUCCAGGACAGAGUGUUGUCUGAUGGCAACACAUUUCUGGUGAUUUUGUACUCACUCACCCACCGAGAACCUGAGUUCUACCAGUGUAAGCUGCACAGCGACUCAAUGGAGAGCUUUCGGCUUCUUGUCAGCACAGAAUCGCUCACUCUUUACAAGAACGUGGAGCCGGCGGAAGGAAAAGCCCUGCUGUUUGAACUCUCUGCUGAUAGCCAGAGUCAGGAGGCUGAACUCUUCAAAGAGGCACUGUCUUGUUCAGCAUUAUCAAGGCAUGAUGGAGCUGCUGAGCAAUCAGCCACAGGGCAGAACAAAUUGUCCAUCAGUGAUCAUGACUCAGGAGUAGAAGAUGAGGACCUUUCUCCACGGCCUUCUCCUAACCCACACCCCGUCAGCCAGCAGAUGAGACAGGUUGAGCCCUCUGUGCCUGAACUCUCUAUGGUGUUGGAUGGCAGCUUCCUUGAUGCUAAGGUAGUGCAGUUCCAUGACCCCGCCCUCCUUCAUCCGACCCAAUCAAAUGCUCAGCGCAGAAGUGGUAGCCAUCAUUCCCUCCCUGGAGCAAACUCACCAGGACCUGGACCUCCCGCCAUCAGGAAACCUCUGACCCCAGUGCUGUCCCAGCCAAAGGCUAGCAGAGCACAGACCCCCGCAGUGCACCAAAUGCCCAAAUCCUCACUGAGUAGGAAGUCCGUUCCCUCCAUGGGUCCGAAGGUCAGAAACAGCAUCUCAGCCUCAUCGUCUUCGUCAUCGUCCUCCUCGCCCAAGGCUGGCUCUUCAUUGAACGGCUCUUUCCAUCAGCGCAUGCAGAUUCCUGGACAGGGUUCUGCAAGCAUGCCCCACCCUCAUCAGUCCUCCCCCUCCAGACCUCCAGCAUUGAGCCACGGCAGCACCAGAAGAGACGCAGUCAUGGCAGACCAGACCCCUGCGCCGCAUCCUCCUCAGCACAGACUCUUCCACAGCACACCUGCCUCCAACCCUGCCUUUACACCCUGCAGCUGCUGUGCGGCCCACCAUGGACAUGCGCCUGCGUACCAAAGCAACACCUGGCAAGGGACUCCAGCGCACCCCGUCCCUGCACACGUGGCCUGUAGCAACGCGGUCCACUGCCCCGCUGAAGGUAGCCCCCAUGGAGACUGUCGCCUCUCUCCCACGAGCCACUCACGGAGCUGCCACGGAUCCCCUGCUCAGAGCCCUGUCUGCAACGCGGCCGGCCCCUGCGGUGGACCGUUGGAGCUGGCGGCACCGCUCUGCCAAGCUCAGUGCUGCCAAAUGCAGUCUGGCUGUACUGGCCAGCCUGGCUGUGUUGCAGUUACCCCAGUAGAUGGUGCCAUGGCACUUCUUCCUACCGAUGCCUACCGGAUGCUAAGGGACCAGGAUCGGCAGCUGAAGCUCCUUCAGGCGCAGAUCCAGAAACUGCUUGAUGCACAGAGCAAGGUCUCUGAGCCAUCGCAUGCAUCAACAAAGGAGCACCAGGGGCAGCAGGAGCAGGCCAUUCAGACGUCUGCGUUUUCUGAAUCCCAGAAGAAGACCAGUGUCAGCAUCGCUGUAGGAACAGGUGCCAGUUUGUUCUGGAGUUGCCCUGGUCACAACCCCUCAGACCACAGCCAGCCUCUCGAGAGUCCCCCUGAGGCUCAGUGGCAGACGUCAGAUCAUAGCAUAGCCUGCACAGGACUUAACUCUGAGGAGGUGAAUGACUCUGGAGAAGUGCGGAGCCCUGGAACGCCUCUCCACUCCACAACGUCACCACAAGACAACUUCCCAUCAAAUGUAAGAGUGCCAUCUUUUCAGAGUCUUGUAUUAGGGGACAGUGCAAGCAUUAAUUACAGCUCUCAUUCUCUGGACACAGAGCACAUCUCUGGUGACAGAGAAGUACAUGAACAGAGAUUUUACCAGGAAUUAUUGGGUCAAGUAAAAAAUCGUCUCCAGGAUUCUGUGACUGAAAACAAGGUGGAAGAAGAUGUGUACAACCCCUGUCUCAGACGCAGCCCAUCGCAGAAGGCUUCUCCACCAAACGAGCCCAAGCCCAAACCCAAGGGUCGUAGCCCAGAAAAGACGGUUGCUCUGUCAGAACAGGAUCAGGUGUUCAGCGCCACCCUGAAACAGCUGCACCAGCUCGGGGUGACUGUAGAACUCGACUCGCAGUCGGUCAAGGCCAGCCGCUCCACGGUGGAGAGCACCAGCACGUUGGCUUGCAUAAAUCCUGAAGCGGUCAUUCCCAGGCUGGCUCUUUCCGAGCCAGUCGGGACCAGCAUGUGGGGGCUGAGCGGUGGGGCGGAUCUGAGCCUGGAGGCCAACGCCAUCGCCCUGAAGUACCUAAGUGACUCUCAGCUGUCCAGGCUCUCGCUGGGAGGCCAGUCGCCUGGGGCACGGUCAAACCCGAGCGCCUUGCUCUUUGGAAGGACUCCGCCGGACAAGACUACUGCCAGCCUGAGCUUGAUGUCCCCCAGUAACAUGUCUUUAGCCACUUGUAUGUACAUGAGGAGAUAUGGGCUGAUGGAGGGGGGAAACCACAGCGAGGAAGAGGAGGAGGAUGACAGUGGUGAGAAGACUCCAGUGCAAAAUGUGCAGGCAGAUUCUGCUCUUGGGUGCUCACUGCCAUUUGACAAUUCAGGAAAUGGUAGGCAUGAGAGGGAAAAUGUAACUGGUUUUAUUCUGAAACCCAUAACUAACAAGCAGCCGGAAGCCAUUGCCCUGCUCCGUGCACCACCUCAAAAUUCCCAAAGCCAGUUAAUCCGAGACUUGCGUCCCAAAAUGCAGCUUUUGUCUAAAGGUGCAGCAAGUGCAGACAAGGAGAACAGUGUAAAAUGUAUCCUUCCACAGCAGAGGUCUUCUCUGUCCGAGAGCCAGGAACACUCAGCACUGCCGGAAGCUCAGGGCUCUGUUGGGAAUUUUCUGGAUCUCAGCAGGUUAAGGCAGCUCCCUAAACUUUUUUAGCUUUAGAGAAGGAUUAAGUGGCUGAAUGGCACAUUUCAAAUGGAUUCAGGUAACAUUACAUUCUUCUUUUCUUAUUACUUGAACAAAACUUUAAAUAGCAAAAAUGUGUAUUAAAUUUAUGUGGUCAUUUGUCAUUGUUUAUCUGUUAUACUGUUCUGUGUUUAAAGUCAGAACAGCUUUUACCAGCAUGUAUAAAUGUACAAUGUACAUUUAGUACUGUGCCUUUAUCUGCUUUGCAGAGGUUUUUUUUUUCCAAUUUUAAAUGUCAGUCCUUGCUUCCACGUGUUUGGUGUUAAUGCAUUUUCUGUAGCCAUUAAAUACGUUUCUCUUGUACAGUUGGACCCAUGUGUUUUUUAUCCUUUUUAAGUGUUAAAAAUAUUUCUUAUUUAAGGCACAA